AUGAACGUGUCCGUCUCCGACGCCCACCCGGACCGCGCGUCCCUCAGUCUCAACCUCUCCUCCCUCUCCGUCGCGUCCCCGACCAACAUGAGCCCCAUCAAUCCCAGCCCCCACCCGAGCACGCAGCCCAGCUCCCACGUCUCACCGAUCACACCCAUCAGUCCCUCAGGCCUCCAUGCGCAUCAUGCCCACCACCACCCCGGGCUCCAGCCGCCUUUCUCCUUCGCGCCUCCCGGGUCCGGCGCCGACCAUGCCUCCGUCCGCUACGAGGAGGCGUACGACUACUCCGGCCGUCGCCUUACUAGCUCCCGCUCCAGCUCAUCGUCGGACAAGAGCGUCCCGCGCAAGCGCAGCUUCCCGACCGUCCCUGCCUUGAGCACAAACAUCGAAGAGCCGUACGGCGAUCACUCGAUGGACGCGAGCCCGUACGACGAGGUGGAUAUGAACUAUGGCGGGCUCGAUACCGAGGGGAGCCCCGUGGACGGCAGCACGAGCGGCGGCGAGCAGGAUGACCACCUGAAGCCACUCGAGGCCUCGUCAUUACAGCAAGGCAGCGCGAGCCAGGGUGCGCAUGGUAGCAUGCCUCCCCAGGUCGGCAUGUUGGGCAAACCGCUUGGGACAAACAACUUUGUCACAAAGUUGUAUCAGAUGAUCAAUGAUCCAAAAAGCGCGCAGUUCAUUCAGUGGACGGAGCUCGGUACCAGCUUUGUGGUGUCGAAUGUGGGUGAGUUCAGUCGGACGAUCCUCGGCUCGCACUUCAAGCACAACAAUUUCUCGAGCUUCGUGCGACAGCUGAACAUGUAUGGUUUCCACAAGAUCAACCGGACGCCCCGCGCGCAGCGCACCUCCGCCGACGUGCAGACGUGGGAGUUCUCGCACCACAAGUUUCUGCGCGGGCGGCCCGACCUGCUCGAGGAGAUCAAGCGCAAGGCGCUCGAGCCCGACCCGGCGACGAAGCACCGCGUGGAGCUCCCCGGAGAGGUCGCGGCGCAGCUUGCGCAGGUUAGGGAAGAGAAUAGACGGCUGAGCUUGAUGUACCAUGCGGAGAGGGGACGCGUGGAGAGGCUGGCGGGUGUGACGAAGGCGAUGUAUGAGGUCGUGCAGAGGAUGUGGCCUGGGACGCUGCAACUCCCCUUCCCGGCCGACCUCCUCGAACCGGACAACCCGAACAUCUACAUCACCUCCCCCAACUCGGCAACACCGCACGCGGGCGGCGGCGGCUUCCUGCCCUCGCUCUCCAUGUCCGGCCCCGCGCACGCGCACACCCUGCACCACACGCACUCGCUGCACUCGCUCGGCGCGAGCCCAGGGAGCAGCCCGACCACCGCGGACUUCCCGCACCACGCGCACGGCGGCGCGCACCACUCGCACCACCACUCGCAGAGCCACACGCCCGCGAGCAGCCUCUCGCGGCAGCACUCGUUCCAGCACCUGCCGUACGAGAGCGCGGCGAUGCACUCGCACCACGGGAGCGCGUCCGGCGGGGGCGCGCACCACAGCUACGCGGGGCGCACGCCGCUGCCGCCGUCGCCGGGGCCGAUGGACCUCGACGAGCGCGUGGGCGGGGCGAAGCGCCAGCGGACGGCACCGUCGUCGGGGCUGAGCACGCCGAUCGGCGGGCUCGGCGGCGGGGAGGGCGGGAAGAAGAGCAGGGCGCGGAGCGACAGUGCGCCGCUGGGGUAUGGCGCGCUGGGCAGCGGGUGGGGCGCGGCGGGGCGGCCGAGGAGCGGGAGCGGGCUGGGGAGCGGGAGCUUGGGCGCGGGGGUGGUGGUGCCGGGAUGGGCGGAUCGGGGUUUAGAGGCGUGGGUGGGUUGA
Molecule: messenger RNA, 1815 nt
Organism: Fomitopsis serialis
Lineage: Eukaryota; Fungi; Basidiomycota; Agaricomycetes; Polyporales; Fomitopsidaceae
Product: HSF-type DNA-binding-domain-containing protein
Exons: 8
Coding region: 1-1815 (604 amino acids)
Biological process (GO): regulation of DNA-templated transcription
Molecular function (GO): sequence-specific DNA binding; DNA-binding transcription factor activity
Source: RefSeq, a predicted model, not a curated record